Molecule: messenger RNA, 884 nt
Organism: Paramormyrops kingsleyae
Lineage: Eukaryota; Metazoa; Chordata; Actinopteri; Osteoglossiformes; Mormyridae
Product: cystatin-like
Cellular component (GO): cytoplasm; vesicle
Molecular function (GO): cysteine-type endopeptidase inhibitor activity
Source: RefSeq, a predicted model, not a curated record
AUGACUUCAGUGUUUAUAUAACCUCACCAGCGAACUACGUUUCUGUUUAUGCGUCCAGAUUAAAACGGUGUAAAUUGGGAAAAUGGCUUUUUCUUGGAAAGCAGUAGGGCUCUGUCUCGUUGCAUUUUUAAUGGUGGCAAAUGCCACUCUUGUUGGUGCACCGAGUGAUGCCAGCUUGAAUGACCCAGAAGUGAAAAAGGCCCUUCGGUGGGCUGUCUCGGAGUACAACAAGCAGAGCAACGACGCCUAUCUCAGAGGGGUGUCAAAAGUAGUCAAGGUCCAGAAACAGGUCGUCAGUGGCAUGAAGUACAUUUUCACAGUAGUUCUGGGUAGUACCACUUGCAAGAAAGGUCGUGUGUGUGAAGCGGGUUCAAACCAGGCAAAGCCCUACAUUUGCACUUUUGAGGUAUGGAGCCAGCCCUGGCUGAAGAAUACCCAGCUGGUAAAGAAUGACUGCAAGGAAUAUCAUCCCUGAGCCCUUGUAGCCUAGUGUACUUUGUAGCUAGAGUUGGGUGAUACAACACAAUAUUACAAUGAUUUUUUCAUAUCACUUGAUAAUGAUUUGAAUCAUGUUAUAAUUGAACUAAUUAUUUCUUUACUUCAGGGCUCAAUUUUUGCGUAUAGUUGUCUUAGGAUUCCUCUUAAACAGAUUCAGAGCAAGAAAAAGUUAAAUGGACUGCAAAAUUAAAUGUAAUUUUAAAUAGAAAAGAUGCUGUUGGAUAAACAACAAUGUAUUCUCUGGACAACCCUGUCACCCCUCCCCCCAUCUAAUCCCUACUCCUCUCACACCUCCAACCUCUACAAUUCCUAGAAUUACUGGAUGGAUCAACUGGAAUUAUGAAAGCCAAUAAAUGUGUUUUUACACAAAUGCCCUGAGUUCACAA